Messenger RNA from Caenorhabditis sp. 36 PRJEB53466, 660 nucleotides. The record is from the annotation of a GenBank genome assembly. Lineage: Eukaryota; Metazoa; Nematoda; Chromadorea; Rhabditida; Rhabditidae.
AUGCUUCUCCUCCUUCUCCUCUUCCUUCUUCUCCCAUCCGCUUCUUCGUUCCUUUUCCCUUCUUCCGGUGGCUCCAACUGUGGUUGCUCAUGCACUCCACCGCCUUCCACGUGUCCCACUCCGACUCCAUGCGCUCCCAUCAUGACGUGUCAACCGGUGGCCGCAGCAGCUCCUGUCUCAACGUGCUGUAACUCUUGUAACACUUGCAAAACGAGAAGAAAGCGGAGACAUACGGAGGUAUUGAGCAAUGCCACUUAUGUGGCCGAUCAUGGUAAUUGUUCGGGAAGAGCUGAAAACGAAGCCAAUUCUUAUUAUUCAGAGAGCUUGAGACGAGUGAAAAGAGAAGAUGAUCCGGCUGGCUCACCGAGCAAUUGUAAUUCAGAAGAACUACGCAAAAUCAUUGAGACUGUAUGUGAGCACUUAACUAUAAUACACACUUAUGUGCAUUUUCAGAAGAUAGACCGAGUGACGGCAAUCGCGAAACGACGCAUCCAAGAGGAGGCGGAAUCCACGUUGGGCGGCCGAUUCAACGUCAUUUGUGCACGCGGCGACUUCUCCUACGUGGCAAACACGGAGUUGUUCUGUCAGCAUUCGGUCGGAGACGUCACUUGUUUCCUUUUCAAGCAACUGUCAGAUGUCGUUCGGAGACGAUUGAUGUGA